Messenger RNA from Elgaria multicarinata webbii, 2178 nucleotides. It is a transcript of the gene BCAS4, whose product is annotated as breast carcinoma amplified sequence 4. The record is from RefSeq and is a predicted model, not a curated record. The transcript has 5 exons. NCBI's taxonomy places the organism in Eukaryota, Metazoa, Chordata, Lepidosauria, Squamata, Anguidae. The coding region runs from base 1 to 648 and encodes 215 amino acids. Gene Ontology annotation, cellular component: BLOC-1 complex.
AUGAGCACUGCGACCGCUGAGGGGGAAGCUGAAGCUGCUGCCGCCGCCGCCUCCAGACUCUCAUCGUCGUCCCGCUCUUUAUUCCUCUCAGCCGGUGGCUGCACGGUGGGACUUCCCGAAGAGGAGAACGGGGAGCCUCGCAUGAGGGCUGCGGCGGAAGAAGAGCAGCAGCAGCAGGAGGAGGAGAGCAAGGCUCGGCUCGCCCUCUGCCUAGUCCCUGAGGCCGGGGAAGAGAUGAAAGAAGUAGAAGAAUGUAUAGAAGAGAUGUUAAUAAGACUGGAUGAGUUCUGUGGAAUGACUGAUAUGAUUAGAAGUGAUACAUCCCAACUUUUGGAUGAAGCAAUUCCACUAAUUAAAGCCAAGGUGAUAGAAAUGAGCAGCAUCUAUACAAAAGUGGAUAAAUUAGAGGCAUUUGUGAAAAUGGCUGGACGCCAUGUGUCUUUCCUAGAAGAGCAAGUGCUCCAAGCAGAGAAGGCUCAUGCCAUCUUCCCCAACACUGUCCAGAAGCUGCUUGGGUCAUUAGCUAUCCCUUCAUUUAAAAAAAAAUGUACUCCAGCUCCAUCGCACACUUACAACCUCCCAGAACUUUACAGAACUGAAGAUUAUUUUCCUAUCAAAUAUAUAGGUAGCACAUAUCAAAGCCAUUAGUAUUGUAUUUAAGUUGUCUACAGCUUUAUAGCCAAAGGAAGAAUGGCAACAUUUCUGACUUGUAUCUCUGCCAUUAAGGAGCAACUAAUCAUGGUAGGCUAAGUUUUGCUAUUUUUAUUUUUAAAUGUCCUCUGUGCUAUCAACUUUUAAGCUAGCUGUUUGUUUUGUAUUUCCAUUUGACACUUGAGACAUGUUUAUGUAAACAAAGAACAGGAGACGACCAUUUAAGAUGUCAAAAUUUGAUGAAUCUACUUACCUUAAGUAGUACUCUGAUUGCAGUGAAGAAGAUGCUUUACUAUUUUGAGUACAACUGCUACAGGCUAUUAUUUAUGCUAGGGCUGCUUCGGUGCAGAAUUUCUAUUUUGAAAGUAGCCUAUGAGGUGGAAUUUGAAAUUCAAAAGAAAAAAUAGUGUCCAUUCUAUUUUCCCCUAUUAGGCAACACAGAUAAUUCAAAAUUCUUGUGUAAUGUUAACUUGAAUGUUACAAAUAAAGUUCUGAAAAUGUGUUUGGUGUAAUGUUGCAGCAUGACACCCUCUAAAUAAUAAAAAUAGCUAAUAUACACUGAAAAUCUAACACACCCAAUAAGCACACACAUGCUUUUGAGGGGUAGAUCCUUUUGGCUACAGGCUCAGCUACAGUACAUAUAAGUCACUAGACUAGAGCCAGGCUCCUCUGCACAAAACAGAGCAGUCCUCAUACUUACACCAAAUGCAGGAUUUGACUAAUGCAGUGGUAUUUCAGCUCCUUUUCCUAAUCCAGCAUUUUUAUGAGUUCAGUUCCCUCUAUACAAAGUACUGCCCCAUGCAUUUCAACCAAGAUACUUUGAUCACCAUGUAUAUUGCUCUGUGCACAUGGAUCUGCCUCUUGAAAUGAAUGGGGCAGUCUGUGCAUGUGUAAGUCCCCUGUGUGCCUUGGAGGACAAGGUGUGUCCUGAUUCAGAGUGCUCAGCAGUCACUGCAGAUGCUGAGUUUCCAGGACCUGUUAUCUUAGAACCGCUCAUGAGUUACUCCAGAUCUUCACACCAGCACAUAAGCUGCUUAGAAUACACACACAACUAACCAAGCGUAUUGACACUAUAUCACUAGAAAUGUAGAUUUAAGAAUAAAUUGCCAUUUCAAUAAAAGUAAAUAGAUCAGUAUUGAUGACUAUAUCAGAAAUAGAAGAUCAGACUGCUAGAUUUCCAUCUGCUGUGACUUUUCAUGAAUGCAAUAACUGCAUUAUAAAAAUGAAAGUGGAGCUAUUACCCCAGGCCUGACCCCAGAAGACCAACAAAUAUAUUUUGCAGGUUGACUGCAUGUUACUUACACUGGAUACUAUAAUUGUUAAUCUUGUGCAGUGUCAUAUAGACCAAAAUAAACUAGAGUGAAGACACUUAAAUUGUGUUUUUUUUUACUUUGGUGAUGCAUUACACACAAACACUCAAAUUCUGAUAUGCUGCAAUUUGGAAGCAAAUAGUUAUGGUAAAAAUAGACCUGAAUUGAAAAGCAGACAAAAUAGUUUAUAACCAGUGAAAUGUAAGAAAAUUACAUG